AUGUUCCGUGGCAGAGGGGGAAUAAAGUAUGCAACGUUCAAUGACGCACAGCUGCUGCACAAGGUGGUGAACGGGGACUUGUUGGGUGUCAAGAAGGAGUUGGUGAACGCUGGAGUGAGUGUAAACGGCAAUCCACGCCUCCUACGAGACAUCACGCUCAUCCUCACAACCGUGAAAGGUCAUAUCCGCAUCGCUGAGUUUCUGAUCGCAAGAGGAGCCAACCUGGAGUCGGCCUGCCUUGAAGACGUUGUAAACGAAAUUGGAGAAAUGUCCGUGAGGAAAGGGACGCGCGCACUUCAUCUUUCCUCCAGCCCUGAAAUCACCUCUGUGUUGCUGAAGGCUGGUGCAUGUCCCGACGCCACGGACGCGGACGGGUGCACCCCUCUCAUGUUGACCACUAAGGACGGAAAGAUGACUCUGCACUUUGCCGUGGGGGCCGGGAACAUCGACGCAGCCUCGUGCCUGUUAGACGCUGCGCCGGAAAAGCUGAAUCACCCGGCGCUAGAAUGCCACAUCACUCCUCUGUACUUCGCAGCGAUGGGAGGGCCGGGGCAAACGAAGGUGCACUCGACGAAGGUGGGAAACACGCCGUGGACUCUAUCGGAUCGCUGGUGA
Messenger RNA from Ectocarpus sp. CCAP 1310/34, 615 nucleotides. The record is from the annotation of a GenBank genome assembly. NCBI's taxonomy places the organism in Eukaryota, Phaeophyceae, Ectocarpales, Ectocarpaceae.